AUGCGAUUACCUGGCCCAGCCUGUGCAACCUGUCGUGAAAAGUGCCGGCGAUGUGAUCGUGGCCGACCGGAAUGCCAACGCUGCGUCUCCAAGGGAUUGCCGUGCGGGGGAUAUCCGGACAAGUAUCAGUUCUGUGGCCCGACAAGAAAAAAGAGAAAGGAAAGGCCGUCGACAGAUGGACCUGCGGCUAGGACUCGUCGUGGACGAGUGAGCCAAGUCGAUUCGGAUAUUCCAGAACAGACCGUGGAUAACAUUCCGACGCGGCCAGAAGAAAUAUCCAACAAUAAUGGAAAUAUACAGCCUCCAACACCUCAUACAGCACGGAGCCCCUCAGAGAUAGAGCAAGUGUUGAUGCUUGAAGAGACGGAAAUGCUCCUGUCGUAUUACGACAAGAGGAUAUGCCCAUUCCAGAUCGCCCUGGCCGACAAGAUGGACAAUCCAUACCGAACAUACAUUCUGCCUCUGGCAAACAAGCAGAUCCAGUUGUUAUAUGCUGUUCUCGGGCUAUCCGCAUGCCACCUGGGACAGUUCAAAUCAGACGAGCAUCUACGCGAAACAGUCGCAGUGGGAUAUCGAGUGAAAGCCAUUCGAGGACUAGGCGAAGCCAUUAAAAAAGGAAGCUCUGGGGUUCCAACCGAGGAUGAACGAGAUGCUAUCUUUGUGACUAUCCAGAUUCUUCUUUUGCAAGAUAUCUGCGAAACAGGUAUCUCAACGCACGGAGUUCACAUCACCGGAGCCGUCUCGAUAUGCAAUCAGCUCAUGCUGGGAGAAUCACUAACGAGAGACCAUGAAAGAACCGUCUUCUUCCUAGGCAAUCUUGCCUGGCUGGAUAUUAUCCGUGGAUUCGCUGGCCCAGAACGACUUUGUUUCUCGCCAGAACUGCGCGAAACCAUCGUCUCACUCACCGAUAUGAAGUUUGAAAGAGUCAAUGGCUGUCCGAAAGAGAUAUUCCUCAUCAUCGGCCGAGCUCUCGACCACGCCAAAGCACAUGCAGCCGGAGAAAUCGAAACAGAGCAAUAUAAACAGGUCUUGUAUACAGCACGACGGGAUCUUCUGUCAUGGAAUCAGAACAGCUGCAUCUAUCCAGACGAAGAUCCUCGAUGGCGCUCUGUUGCUGACGCCUUUCGCCACGCCUGCAUUUUACGGAUAUCACGGCUAUUGGAUGUAUCUCAGCCAGCAGAAGCAUUGGAGAUACAGAAUUCGGUCACGGCUAUUCUCGAUGCCGUGGCUAAUAUAGAAAAGGACCACCCGUUAAUACAUCUCGUGAUUCUCCCACUCUUCAUGGCUGGUGCGGACUCGCUGUCGCCGCAUUCUCGCCACUACACUAUCCUGCGCAUCGAUGAAGUCAAGGUCGCGUCUGAAUUUUGCAACCCAGUGCCUAAAGAUCUACUCAAGAAUGUUUGGGAUGCAAGGGCAAGCCAAUCAAAGGGAGAUCAUAGCAACAUCCCAUGGAUGCUUUUUACGCAUAAUCCGGCCUUGGAGCGACAGCACGACUAUUUGAUUAUAUAG
This is a messenger RNA of Aspergillus wentii DTO 134E9, 1509 nucleotides long. RefSeq names its product Zn(II)2Cys6 transcription factor. Gene Ontology annotation, biological process: positive regulation of transcription by RNA polymerase II. The transcript has 6 exons. Gene Ontology annotation, molecular function: zinc ion binding; transcription cis-regulatory region binding; DNA-binding transcription factor activity, RNA polymerase II-specific. Bases 1 to 1509 code for a protein of 502 amino acids. Gene Ontology annotation, cellular component: nucleus. The record is from RefSeq and is a predicted model, not a curated record. Lineage: Eukaryota; Fungi; Ascomycota; Eurotiomycetes; Eurotiales; Aspergillaceae.